AUGGAGACUAUCUCCCGGAUAUCGUCGAUGCUGGAAACAGCUCGAGAGCUCACUCUUGAAGCAGCUCAGUCCGCAGCAAUGACCAGAGGCUCCAGUACAGGCCUUACGUCCCACGACGUGACCAUCUCACAUAUCAAAAAGCUACUCGAUAGUCGUCAUGAUCGGGAAGUCCUGGAUGGCAUGCGCAGAGUGAUCACGUUGAUGUAUCGCUCCGAGCCCUCCCUUCCUUUCUUCUCGGCAGUCGUCAAGAAUGUCGCAAAUGCGAAUAUCGAGGUUAAGAAGCUUGUUUACAUCUACCUGGUUCACCACGCUGAGACCGAGCCCGACCUUGCGCUCUUGUCCAUCAACACGAUCCAGAAAUCGCUUACGGAUCAAAGCCCCCAGGUACGGGCCAUGGCACUCCGCACAAUGUCCGGCAUCAGAGUGCCAGUGAUCAGCCAGAUCGUUUCCCUUGCAAUUAAGCGUGGUUGCGGUGAUAUGAGCCCGCAUGUCCGCAAAGCAGCUGCCCUGGCCAUUCCGAAGUGCUAUCGACUGGACCCGAGCACUCUGCCGCAGUUAAUAGGCUACCUCUCUACGCUACUAGGCGAUACCCAGUAUUUCGUCGCUGGGCCGGCUGUCUCUGCUUUCUUAGAAGUUUGUCCCGAUAGAAUCGAUCUUAUCCACAAGCACUACCGUGCUUUGGUCAAGAAGCUUGUCGAUAUGGAUGAAUGGGGCCAGAUCGCAACAUUACGCCUUUUGACUAUCUAUGCCCGAAAAUGCUUCUACGAUGAUGAAGAGGGAGAUGACGAGGGUGGCAAGGAAUACGAAGUGCCCAUAGUAGAUCCUGAUCUUGAGCUUUUUCUGCGCUCCUGCAGGCUACUUUUACAAAAUCGUAAUUCCGCAGUCAUUGUGAAUAUCGUUCGCUGUUUCCUGUAUCUCGCCCCGCCAGAGUACCUUGCUGCAGUUGUUGGUCCUUUGGUCGCUCUACUCCGAAGCCCUCAGGACGUGCAGCAUAUUGUGCUCUACAACAUUGUUGCUGUUUGCUUGCGUCAUCCCGCGCCUUUCAGAAAAUAUGUCUCUCACUUCCUCGUCCGUGCCUCAGAUCCACCUCAUAUCUGGCGUCUAAAGCUUGAGAUUCUCACGAUCCUUUUCCCUCAUUGUGGUAUACACUUGAAGGGCGUGAUUCUUAGCGAACUCGAACAUUUCUCCCAGGGAACGGAUCCCGACCUGGUGCGUGAGAGCGUUCGCGCAAUCGGACGCUGUGCGCAAAGCGACCCUAGCACGGCUGGUCAUUGUCUUCGCCUACUGCUCAACCAAAUUAUUAGCCUGGACGACAAUCUAGUAUCUGAAUCCUUGACUGUGAUCCGACAUCUAAUCCAGCAAGAUCCAGCUUCGCAUGAACAAACGGUCAUUGAGUUGGUGAAACACCUCGGAUUGACGAAUAAUCCGGAUGCUAGAGCGACUAUUGUAUGGUUAGUCGGGGAAUAUGCGGGUACAGAACCGGAGAGGAACUUUGCGCCAGAUAUUCUGCGAAUUCUGGUACAGGACUUUGCCAAUGAGGCAGAAGCCGUGAAACAACAGAUUGUUCUCUUAGGGGCUAAGGUGUAUCUACACUACCUUAUAAGGAACCCUCCCAAGGAGGAACAGCAGGCAAGCCCCAAGGUCGAGCAGCAAUAUAAGAAUGAGUGGACCGACGAUCAGGAUGAGGAGAAAAACGAAGAAAACAAGCACGAUGAACAGAAAUCUGAACCGGAGGAAGAUAGAAUUACUCUCCUUUGGAGAUAUCUUCUCCUCCUUGCUAGAUAUGACAGCUCAUAUGAUCUACGUGACCGUGCUCGACUAUACAAAGCUCUUCUUUCUUCACCUUCCUCGACGCAGCUUGCGAACUUGCUGCUUCUCGCACCGAAACCAGUACCCCACGCCCCUAGCCCAUCUGAGACAAGAAAGGAUCUUUUGAUUGGUUCUUCUACCUUGAUUGUUGGCCCGGACGCGGGUCCUCAUGGUCUCACAGGUUAUAAAAACCUCCCUGACUGGGUUGAGUUAGGGAAAGAACCUGAUCCCAGCCUUCGGGAACCAGAUGUCAAAUCCGAACUUACAGAAAAAACACCUGCGACUGCAGGUGAACGUCUUGAUAGAGCCCUACGUGAGCAUCAGAACACUGUCGCGGCUGCAAGUAGACAGCCGAACGGGCGCAUGCCAGCAGCGGCAUCGGCGACGAAGAAUAAGACUCUCGAUCAAUGGUUAGAGGACGAUGAAUCUGAAGAAGAAACAGAGUCGGAAGAAGAGGUUACGGACUCUGAGGAGGAGACUGAAGAGGAGACUGAAGAGGAGACAGACGAGGAGGAAGAAGAUGAGGAGGAGGAGACCGAAGAAGAGACAGAUUCGGAUGACGACUUAACCCCCUAUGAGGAUCUUUACAAGUAUUUCCAUGCGCAUCCCGAACUUUCUCGGCAAGAGAAAUCUACAUCGGAAAAGCUCGCGGCACAUCUGGCCCAGCUGAACGUCUAUGAGCUUCAUACCAACAUCGGAGGAUACGGCCUAGCGGGUGUGUUUCGAAAUGGCGAGGGCAAGACUGUGCUCCUGCGAGCGGACAUGGACGCCCUGCCAGUCAAGGAGAUGACCGGGCUCCCUUAUGCAAGCGUCUCCACCAUGCGCGAUACGGAAGGGAAUGAAAAGCCGGUAAUGCAUGCUUGCGGUCAUGAUAUGCAUAUUACAUGUCUCCUAGCAGCAGCAGAGACGCUUGUAAAGAUGCGGGAUGCGUGGAGUGGGACUUUAAUUGUGCUGUUCCAACCAGACGAAGAGCGAGGUGGAGGCGCGCAGGCGAUGGUUGACGAUGGGCUUUAUUCUAAGAUUCCGGUUCCUGAUUACGUCCUUGGUCAGCACGUCAUGAGAAUGCGGGCUGGAAGUGUUGGCUCUCGCCCUGGAGCCAUCAUGGCUGCUGCCGACAGCAUGAAGAUCACAGUCUUUGGGCGUGGCGGCCAUGGAUCUCAGCCUCAUCAGACGGUGGAUCCAGUGAUUCUUGCUGCACACAUUGUUAUUCGACUACAGAGUAUCGUGAGCAGAGAGAUCAACCCAAGCGACCUCGCUGUCUUGACCGUUGGAAGUCUCCAGGCCGGGCAGACAGAGAACAUCAUUACCGACAGAGCCGAGAUCGGUGUUGACUUUCGAUCUGUUAAAUUAGAGAUCCGGGAACAAAUCAUCUCUGCAAUUAAGCGUAUCGUCGAGGCUGAGUGCGCGGCGAGUGGCUCACCCAAGCCCCCUGUGUUCACUCCGACAAGGCGCUUCCCGCCUACCGUGAACGACAAAGAUGCUGCAUCUCAAGUUGCCGCGACAUUCGCGACUCACUUUGAGGACUUCGAUGACGACGUACCGCGAACCAACGUUAGUGAAGAUUUCUCUACGCUGGCAACCUGCCGAGGGAUCCCGAGCUGUUUCUGGCUUCUGGGAGGCAUUGAUCUUGAACUGUGGGAUCAGGCACAGGCAGAUUCUCGCACGGAAGAGAUCCCCGGGAAUCACUCGGCGCUUUUCGCACCUGUUAUCCAGCCAACGAUGAGAGUUGGAGUGGAUGCGUUGUGCCUUGCUGCCUUGACUUUCUUGAAAAAGUGA
This is a messenger RNA of Aspergillus bombycis, 3585 nucleotides long. Its product is annotated as AP-3 complex subunit beta. Gene Ontology annotation, biological process: intracellular protein transport; vesicle-mediated transport. The record is from RefSeq and is a predicted model, not a curated record. The coding region runs from base 1 to 3585 and encodes 1194 amino acids. Gene Ontology annotation, molecular function: hydrolase activity. Gene Ontology annotation, cellular component: membrane coat. NCBI's taxonomy places the organism in Eukaryota, Fungi, Ascomycota, Eurotiomycetes, Eurotiales, Aspergillaceae. The transcript is spliced from 5 exons.